CGCGGGCGCCCGAGCGCUGCCCCGCGGCGAGACCGAGCGAGCGCGGACCGAAGUUUCGCGGGCCCGGAGGCGGCGGAGCCGUUACCGCGACGCACCGGAAGUAGCCGAGGCCGGCGUCCGGGCCCGCCGCGAGCGAGUUCCCUCCGGUCGGCGACGCCAUGGAGCCCGGGGCGGCCGAGCUGUACGACCAGGCCCUGCUGGGCAUCCUGCAGCAUGUGGGCAACGUCCAGGAUUUCCUGCGCGUGCUGACGGACUUCUACCGCCUGCUGCGCCACCCGACGGACCGUAUGGGCUUCCCGCCCGGGGCCGCGCAGGCGCUGGUGCUGCAGGUGUUCCAGAACUUCGACCGCAUGGCUCGCCAGGACGAUGAAAAGAGGAGGAAGGAGCUGGAGGAGAAGAUGAGGAGGAAGGAGGCGGAGGCUGCGGAGGCAGAAGCUGCAGCCUCGGGGGAGCAGGCGCCUGUCCCUGCCCCAGAGCUCGAGGUGGAGGUCAACACCACAGACGCGGCUGUGGCCUCGGGCGGGCCUGCGGAGCCUCACGGCCAGCUGCGUGACGUGCAGGAGGUGGCCCCCGGCUCCCGGGAGGCUGCAGAGCCACGGGCCUUGGACACGGGUGCUGCUCAGACCCCGAGGGAACCCCCACCUCUUCCCAGGGGACAGGAGCAGUUCCAGAGAAACCCCGACAGCUACAACGGAGCCGUGCGGGAGAACUACACCUGGUCCCAGGACUACACCGACCUGGAGCUCAAGGUGCCCGUGCCCAAGCACGUGGUGAAGGGCAGGCAGGUAAGCGGCUCUCCCAGCCGCUCCGCUCGGGCACAGGGGGUCCUGCGGCCCUGGCUCACGCUGUGCUGCCGCCCUCCAUGCCCUGGGAACUUGCGGAAUCGCACCGGCCUCUGGGCACGCCCUGCCUGUGCGGCUCAGCCCCUGCUCGAAGUGCUGCUGGAGUCUGUGCCCAAAGCUCUUGGAAAGCUCGUGGCUGCGUCAGGAGCAUGGGAAGGCCCUGCUGGGGCGCUCCUGAUGGAGCGGCUGCAGGCUGCACUCCUGC
Myotis lucifugus (little brown bat) is the source of this 1047-nucleotide messenger RNA. RefSeq names its product NudC domain containing 3 (gene NUDCD3). Gene Ontology annotation, cellular component: cytoplasm. Lineage: Eukaryota; Metazoa; Chordata; Mammalia; Chiroptera; Vespertilionidae. The record is from RefSeq and is a predicted model, not a curated record. Gene Ontology annotation, biological process: protein folding.